This is a messenger RNA of Betta splendens (Siamese fighting fish), 5400 nucleotides long. It is a transcript of the gene ikzf2, whose product is annotated as IKAROS family zinc finger 2. NCBI's taxonomy places the organism in Eukaryota, Metazoa, Chordata, Actinopteri, Anabantiformes, Osphronemidae. Gene Ontology annotation, molecular function: RNA polymerase II cis-regulatory region sequence-specific DNA binding; DNA-binding transcription factor activity. The record is from RefSeq and is a predicted model, not a curated record. Bases 910 to 2451 code for a protein of 513 amino acids. Gene Ontology annotation, biological process: regulation of transcription by RNA polymerase II. The transcript has 9 exons.
UUUCUAGUGCCUCACAGCAAAACCUGCUGCAGCCUCACAACUAAGAGGCCCCUUGUAACCUAAUCGAUUGCCGAGCUGAGAGUCAGACACAGGGUCCACGCGCCGUGAUCCGUUUCUCUGUGUCAGACCAACUUCCCAGAAUAGCAACUCGCGCGGGUUCGGUUAUCUGCCGCUUCGCUGUGCUCCGGAGGAGAUGGAGGAGGAAGUCAGUGGUGGAUUGAACAACUGUUGCUUUUGUCGCCGCUGCGGAACCAAACUAGCUCCCAGUCCGCGCUGCGCGGCGCACGUCGGCUUAGAAUGAAGUCUAUUCCGAGCCGAGACGGUCGGUCUGGAUCUCUAUGCAAGUUGGUGGGAUUAUAUAAACUCCUGCGCGUUUAAGGUAAAUACGAGGGAGCGAGACGCGCCUCAGCCCAUUUAUCGAGGUCCUGCCUUUUUUGCAGAGAACAAUCAUUUUAGCUGCUUUCGCGCUGACAGUCGACUAUCUGGCAUUAAAAAAAAAAAAAAAAAAAUCGGCUCCAGACGCGCGAGAGGCGCUGGACGCGCAUGUCUGCGGCGGAGGCAGACAAGGAGCGUCUGUCUGAUGAACGGACAGCCAGACGGGCUCCGCCGUGGACUGCGGUGAUCGGAUAACCUGUUGAAUCGCAGCUGUCAGUCAGCUCCGAGCGGCACGAGGCAGACCCACAAAAAAAAAAAAAAAAAAAUCACCCAACACGAGCAACACAACGCGCAACGCACACAAUGCCAACAAAAGUCGCUCCGCGGUUCUCGCAGAUGAUGGUUAUUUCCAGAGAUGCUCAGUUGCGUGUCAGGGAGGUGGAGACAACGUAUCACCCCCUCCCUUCGUAUCUGACUGAAGCUACCAACUAAUUCUGCACAGGGGAGACGCUUGAAGCUCCCAUAGCACUUGAAAUGGAGGCUCCUGAUGACUACUGCGCUAGUAACGGCCAAUGCUCUCCUGGUAGGGAGAACUCGAGAAUGUUGGCGGAUAUGUCGGCACCUAAUGGAGAGCGCGUUCCUCAGGGUCCUAAUUCCCCCAGUGAACUGACAAUUAAGCAAGAGGAAGAAACGGGAGAGGAAGCAGAAAGCCGAAGCCCAGCACUUGAAGAAACAGGCCAAACAGGGGAAGAAGGUGUAGGUCCGGAUGAAUCCAUUACUGGCAGCCCGGGCAACACACAGGACGGACUAUGUGGGCCCAACAUGGCAGCUGACACAGGAAGUCGACAACCAAACGGUGACCGGCCGUUCCAGUGCAACCAGUGCGGAGUCUCGUUCACCCAGAAGGGGAAUCUGCUGCGGCACAUCAAGCUGCACACGGGCGAGAAACCCUUCAAAUGCCCCUUCUGCAGCUACGCGUGCCGGCGGCGCGACGCCCUCACCGGCCACUUGCGCACUCACGCCGUCGGCAAACCGCACAAGUGCACCUACUGCGGCCGGAGCUAUAAGCAGCGCACGUCGCUGGAGGAGCACAAGGAGCGCUGCCAUAGUUACCUGCAGGGCAUCGGCCUGGACCCCAACUCUAACGCUGGCUCCUACGCAGGCGAGGUUCCUAAAGAUCCCAGGUCCAUGGCAGAGGCCAACGCUGUGUCCAGCUUCGACCGGCCGCCGGUCAUAGAGAGGCUGCCCGGCAACGUGGGCAAGAGGAAGAGCACCACCCCUCAGAAGUUUGUGGGGGAAAAGAUGGUUCGCUACAGCUACCCCGACCUAAGCUAUGAGAUGGGCCUGAAGUUCGAGAAGCAGGCUGAGCUGAUGCAGGCCCACAUGAUGGAGCAGCCCAUCACAUACCUGGGAUCAGACCCCCUGCGACCCCUGCUGCACCAUCCGGGCCCGCCCCUCUCUAUGGCCGAGGUGGUGCCCAUGGUCAACCCCCUCUUCCACCACGUCCUACCGCUGGCCCAACGAACAGAGCGGCCGGGCAACUGCGACGCGCUGCCCUCGCAUCCGCCCCAGCCCCACGACUUUUCCAGUCAACCCACUUCAAACGGCCCCGCUGCUCUAACUAGGCAGGCCAAACCAAACCCGCCGGGGCAAGAGGAGUCCCCCAACCACAGCGGCAUCGACUCUGCCGACUCAGCCCGCAGCAGCCCUCAGGAGAGGCAGGGUUACCACGGGAACAACCUCCCGCCGGGCCUCAGGUCUAGAGCCAGCCCCGCCAUCUAUCCCGGCGAGCGGGCGGCCGCGUCGCCCAGGAGCGGCGCCGGGAUGCUGCGAGUGGCCGCCGAGAGGCCGUUGAGCCACGAGGCGGUGAGGGUGUUCGGACGGGACGGCCAGGAGCUGAGGGCCUUCCAGUGCGAGCACUGCCGCGUGCUCUUCCUGGACCAUGUCAUGUACACCAUCCACAUGGGUUGCCACGGAUACCGGGACCCGCUGGAGUGCAACAUCUGCGGCCACCGCAGCAAGGAUCGCUACGAGUUCUCCUCCCACAUAGUCCGGGGCGAACACACCUUCCAGUAACGGGAGGGCGGGAAUCGGGAGGAGGACGAAGAAGGCGAAGGAUUAUUAGCUCAAAGUCCGUCCUGUCCCCUGACCUCUGAGACUGCACAGCUGAACGGCUGUAGACCAGUGUAGCACAAUCAUGGACUUCUUUUUAAGCUACUUAUUGUGAAUCUGAAACGUUUAACAAUCAAAUGAAGGUAUGGGCCAAAGACACAUUUUCUACACAUUUAAUUACCAAUUAAAUGUAGGAAGGAAGGCAAGUUUAAAUAACAGAGCAGCUGUGAGUUUUCCAUUUUAGUCUUGUUUGAUUAUGUGUUUUUUUUUUUCCUGUGCUGUUCUGAUAACGAUUUACGUUUUUCCUGAUUAAGACUUAAUGGAUGCAUUCAAACAUUCGAGCAGGUUUCCACCAUGUCGUGGAUGUGAUUACAGCUGCCACCAGAGCGGAGGUGAAGGAGAGGGAGACUUUUACUGUAACGUUUGAACAGGGGGCGGACGUGAUGUGAAGGCAUGAGGCGCUUUAGGUCAUUCUCUUCGUUGCUGGGGCUUUCUAAGGUUCCUACUGUUGCUGAAGGAUACGACGUCACACUGUUAAACUGCUAUUUUCGGCUCUUAACAAACUGUUUAACUGUUUAUAGAACUUGGAGGCUUUGAACACAUUUUCAAUACAAGUGGCAGAUAAACCACAAAUAUUUUUUUUCCCCAAAAUUGUGAACACCAAACAUUGUAUGAAGUACAAACAUCAGUAGAAGCAUGAGAAUUAUUUUACAAAUUAAAAUGUACAAUUUACUGUAAAUUUAAACAGUAUUUGAAACAGUUUGUACAUUCUGUUGAAUGAAUAGGUUAGUUUUUGUAUCACAUACAGGUUAAGCUCAAAUGAAUGCACACAAAGCACUUAAACUUUUAAAACUUUUAAUGAGUUUGGAGCAAUUAGUCAAUGUAUAACAUUGUAGACACUCUACAGUAGCUUCCAAACAAACACAUUUGUUGUUAUUUUUAUUUUCUUGAGACUUCUCCAAGACAUUAUUUGCUGCUUGUAUUGAGAUUUGUUUCAAUCCGCCUCAUCAGCCUCUCUUCAAUUUGCACUUACACACACAGGCAGAUCUAUUGAUCACUGAGCAAAAUUAUAGCACAAAAGGGGAAAAAAAAACAGCAAGCAAAUCUAGUGUAGCCUAAUGGUCCUUGUCAGCACCGUGACCCUACGGAGUUCAGCCGUGGCCAUCUUUUAUUCCACCAGCUGCCAAGCUAAUGCAUCCUCCACACAAAUAGCUGGUUGUUUGUUUCUCUGCUGGCUUAUAUAAAGAAAUAAUAGACCCUGGUGACUCAUGGGUUGCGUUGCUUGCAGAGGUAACGCACAGUUGAAUUCCUUAAACCGCGACCAUCAGAGUUUGUUUAAAACUGGUGGACUGGCACUUGAAAGCAGACAGGGGGUGGUAAAUGAACUGGUGGGGCUGGUUGAGACUGCACUCUAAUACCUCUCUAUGUGCUUUAUGGCUCUGACGUCUCUGUCGGCUACUCUGAUUCAGGCUGGAUCGGCGCGUGUGCACAUAUGCUGCUGGGCCGACUCCUUCUGGGCUCUGGGCGCUAAAUCCCUGCUCACAUGUCAUCUUUCGCCCUGGUCUUAUGUCACCAUGACUGUGGUUUACUGCAUCGUGAGGCAGGAGGUUUAUUACAGUUAGAUUAUUAUCCAGAUUUCCCCAUUUACACACAGUCGCACACACACUAACGUCUCGCACUUUCCUUCACCUCCUCUAUUUGUACAGUCAACAGAGAGCGAGUGAAGGAUUGUGGAUAUUCAUGGAUUGAGCCCGUUAGUCUCUCCUCGUCAACAUAACACUGUGCCGUGUGCAGUCAUCUGUGUACGUCACUGUGUGUCUUUAUUUCUACAUUAGUAAUGACAGACGCUCUCUUUUAAGUCCGGCGUUAUUAGCAUCGCUGUUUCCGAACGCCUCCAACAGCUGAUCAUUCUCUAAGGGUAAACUCAGUGAUCCUCGCGUACCCGCACUUGUCGAAUGCUUGCAAUCAAAAGGCAGCUUUUUCCUCUGUUUACAUGUUGCUUCUUCUGUGCAACUGGCGCCCAGUUAGCAUAAAACAUACUGUCUGUAAAGUAUUGGCACUGGAAUGUGUUUACACCUCGCAGCUGUGACACUGACUCUCUACGGUCCUCUGUUAUAUUAUUCCUGUACAUAUUUAUUAUAUCUGUUGACACAGUCAUUUUGAACAACACGUCCUCAGAAUGUGGGACAGAAGUAAAUGCUAACUUUUUCUUUUUGUUUCUUACUCCAUUUUGAAAGGGAAUAAUAAUAAUUGAUAUUAAGACCAGAACAAAAUUGAAUUUUUUUUUUCUGUUUUUAUUCGUUGUACACAUCUUUAGCUGAAGCAGCCAUAUGAACAACAACAAAAGUCAGGCCUCCUCGCACAUGAGGAGCUUACUUGAAGAUCAGAAUCACUGGUAUCGCACCAGAUCGUGGGAAUGUGUUUUUUUUUUUGUAAAUUUUAAAAGUGAGUGUGCUAAAUGUCUAUUUUUCUGCUCAAAUGUUUAAUGCGAAGAGUUUCGUGAACAUCGUGUGUCUUUUUUUUUUAUUUUAAAAAUGUUUACAAAAAUACAAAAGGCAGGGUUCAGGUGCGUUGUAUUUUUUAACAAAUAAUAUAUGAACGGUGUAUAUUUUGUCACUGAAUACUGAAACUAUCUGGAAACUUGUGCUGAUCGAUCGAACUUUGUGAAAUAUGGGCUCUCAGGUAUUUGCAUAGCUUGUGUAUUUUCAUGUCCUCAAACAUGUGAUUAAUUUAUCUGAACGAUGCACAUUUAUUGACAUUCUUGCUACUUUCUCCAAGCGUGGUGAAGGAGGUUGGAGGAUUGGUCAGCCCUGUUUUUUGACAUUGUGACAUUACAUGAAGACUCACUGCUGUGAAGAAUACAGUGUAUAUUUUUAAGGCAUGGGUUUCUCUCUAUUAAAGAAGUUAUUUUAC